Molecule: messenger RNA, 771 nt
Organism: Puma concolor (puma)
Lineage: Eukaryota; Metazoa; Chordata; Mammalia; Carnivora; Felidae
Gene: EPM2A
Product: EPM2A glucan phosphatase, laforin
Biological process (GO): protein dephosphorylation
Cellular component (GO): cytoplasm; nucleus
Molecular function (GO): carbohydrate phosphatase activity; protein tyrosine phosphatase activity; starch binding
Source: RefSeq, a predicted model, not a curated record
GCGGAGCCGGGCCGCGUGGACACGUUCUGGUACAAGUUCCUGAAGCGGGAGCCGGGAGGAGAGCUCUCCUGGGAAGGCAAUGGACCUCACCACGACCGUUGCUAUACUUAUAAUGAAAACAACUUGGUGGAUGGUGUUUAUUGUCUCCCAAUAGGACACUGGAUUGAGGCCACUGGGCACACCAAUGAGAUGAAGCACACAACAGACUUCUAUUUUAAUAUUGCAGGCCACCAAGCCAUGCAUUAUUCAAGAAUUCUCCCAAAUAUCUGGCUGGGUAGCUGCCCUCGUCAAGUGGAGCAUGUAACCAUCAAACUGAAGCACGAAUUGGGGAUUACGGCUGUAAUGAAUUUCCAGACUGAAUGGGAUAUUGUACAGAAUUCCUCAGGCUGUAACCGCUACCCAGAACCCAUGACUCCAGACACCAUGAUUAAGCUAUAUAAGGAAGAAGGCUUGGUCUACAUCUGGAUGCCGACCCCAGAUAUGAGCACUGAAGGCCGAGUACAGAUGCUGCCUCAGGCUGUCUGUCUCCUCCACGCACUGCUCGAGAAUGGACACACCGUGUACGUUCACUGCAACGCCGGGGUCGGCCGGUCCACCGCGGCCGUGUGCGGCUGGCUCCAGUACGUGCUGGGCUGGAAUCUGAGGAAGGUGCAGUACUUCCUCAUGGCCAAAAGGCCGGCUGUGUACAUUGAUGAAGACGCAUUGGCCCGGGCAGAAGAAGAUUUUUUUCAGAAAUUUGGGAAGGUUCGUUCUUCCGUGUGUAGUGUGUAG